Olea europaea var. sylvestris is the source of this 1344-nucleotide messenger RNA. RefSeq names its product putative UDP-rhamnose:rhamnosyltransferase 1. Lineage: Eukaryota; Viridiplantae; Streptophyta; Magnoliopsida; Lamiales; Oleaceae. The coding region runs from base 1 to 1344 and encodes 447 amino acids. The record is from RefSeq and is a predicted model, not a curated record. The transcript has a single exon. Gene Ontology annotation, molecular function: UDP-glycosyltransferase activity.
AUGGAUUCCGAUUUCAUGGCCAACAACACUAAAUUACAUGUUGUGAUGUUCCCGUGGCUGGCCUUUGGGCAUAUAAUGCCAUUCUUUGAGCUCUCCAAAUUCAUAUCUCAAAAGGGUCACAAAAUCUCAUUUGUUUCCACUCCGAGAAACAUAGAUCGUCUCCCAAGAUUACCUCUCCAUUUAGUUUCUUUGAUAACCCUAGUUAAGAUUUCAUUGCCGAAAGUUGAAGGGCUCCCUGAAUCUGCAGAGGCAACCAUGGAUAUCAGCAAUGAAGAUAUGCCCUAUUUGAAGAAAGCAUUUUGUGGGAUGGAAACUGGGUUGACUCGUUUCUUGGAAGAGUCACGUCCAGACUGGAUUAUAUAUGAUUUUACUCCACACUGGUUGCCUCCAAUUGCGGUAAGGCUUGGAAUUUCUCGUGCCACUUUUCGGGCCGUCAGUGCAUGGUUUUUAGCAUUUUUUGGACCAUCAGAGACUAUGAUGAACGGCCUAGAUGAAAGGAAAAAAGUGGAAGAUUUCAUGAUCCCUCCAAAAUGGGUUCGAUUUAAGACGAAAGUGGCUUAUCGACGAUAUGAAGCACGCUGGUUUGUUGGGUCAACUCAGAAGAAUGAUUCAGAAUUUUCAGAUGCAUACGUUAAUGGUAAGAUAAUUGAUGGAUCCGAGGUUAUUCUUCUAAGACACUGCCGCGAGUUCGAACCAGAUUGGUUGAAAUUGCUCGAAGAGCUUCACCAUAAGCCAGUGAUUCCAGUAGGUUUAAUGCUCCCCCAACUGGAAGAAAAUGACAAUGAAUCAUGGGUGUCAAUCAAAACUUGGCUUGAUAAUCAAAAUAUGGAAGCAGUGGUUUACGUGGCAUUAGGAAGUGAGUUAACGUUGAGUCAAGAUCAACUCAAUGAGUUAGCUCUCGGAUUGGAAUUAUCUGGGGUACCCUUCUUUUGGGCACUGAGGAAGCCAUCUCAGGCAGGUAAGUCUAGCUCAGUGGAUUUACCAGAGGGCUUUGAGGAAAGAAUUAAGGGCCAGGGUAUGGUGUGGAAGAGUUGGGCCCCUCAGUUAAACAUACUGAGUCAUGCCUCGGUAGGUUCAUUCUUGACUCAUUGUGGUUGGAGUUCUAUUAUAGAGGGACUCACUUUUGGUCACCCCUUAAUUGCCUUACCCUUUGUUGUAGACCAAGGUUUGAAUGCUAGAGUUAUUGCUGAUAAGCAGGUCGAGAUAGAAAUCCCGAAAAACGAUGAAGAUGGAUCAUAUACAAGAAGUUCGGUGUCCAAUUCGAUAAAGUUGGUCAUGGUUGAAAGUGGGGGAAAGAAAAUUCGAGGCAAUGCUAAAGAGAUUAGGGAAAUAUUUGGAGAUUGA